AUGACGAUCAGCUAUUCGGACACAUUCGUAAGACUGUUGUUUCGGUUUAUAAUGACACAAAAGCAGCAAGAGAUGUUCGUUAAAUACGUAAUAUUGUUUGACAGUUGGACGAAAGAGAUCCCGUUAACGUUUCUUCUAGGUUUCUAUGUGGCUAUGAUUAUUCGAAGGUGGUGGGAUUGCUGCCAGUUGAUUAGCUGGCCUGAUCAUCUCCUCUACAACGUCUCAGCAUUGAUACGAGGAAAUGAUCCAGAAACGCGUAUCAUUCGAAGGACGAUAGCCCGAUACGCCAUAUUGUCAUCGGUACUGGCAUGGCGAAGCAUAUCGUUACGGGUUCUUGCGAGGUAUCCAACAGAUGAACAUCUCCUUGACUCGGGUUUGAUAAAUAAAGAAGAGUUGGCGUUGUUCAAGACUAUUCACGUGCGUGUCGAUCCCCAUCAGAAAUGGUUUGUGCCGAUCAAUUGGAUUCAAACGAUGAUGGUCCGCUGCUUUGAGAAAGGAACUUUGGGUCAUACAAACGAACUACGUGUGCUACUGGAUGCUCUUGAAAAGUAUCGAAAUGGUUUCUUCCAGUUGUUCAUUUAUGAUUGGAUCGCCAUUCCACUGGUUUACACCCAGUUAGAUACUUUCCGGCGUCGUUUCGCGCGACUUUUUCUGUACGAUUGGAUCGUGAUUCCACUCGUACACACCCAGGUGCGUGGCGUACUUCCCUCCUGUCUGCACCCACGCACGUAUUACCUUUGUCCUUUUGUUCGUUAG
This is a messenger RNA of Cooperia oncophora, 756 nucleotides long. The record is from the annotation of a GenBank genome assembly. Lineage: Eukaryota; Metazoa; Nematoda; Chromadorea; Rhabditida; Trichostrongylidae.